AUGCCUUUCAAUACUGAAUUCAAACCAGUUUCUCUAAAACAUACUACUUUGUUUAAACCUAUGAAGGUUGGUAAGACUAUGGUUUUACACAGAGCUAUCAUACCACCUUUGAAUAAAAUGAGAGCCGACCCAGAGACUCAUAUUCUAAACGAGGAAUUAUCCAUUGAGUAUCACGGCCAACGUUCCCAAAGUCCAGGUACCAUGAUUAUUACUGAGCCUGGUAAUAUUUCUCCAGAGGCUGGUGGCUAUGCUGGUUCACCUGUUAUUUACUCUAAGGUGCAGAUGGAGGUCUGGCAAAAAUUCUUUUCCAAGAUACAUGAAAACAAAUCCUUUGCCUGGGUUCAAUUGUACGCCUUAGGUAGCCAAGCUUCCCCUAAAUUUUUAAAAGCAAAUGGAUACAAAUAUGUGUCUGCUUCAGCUGGUGCUUAUAUCGAUGAAAUUUUUGAAAAGAAGCUAAGGAAGCAAAUAAUCCCCAAGUUGGUUUAA
Henningerozyma blattae CBS 6284 is the source of this 486-nucleotide messenger RNA. RefSeq lists its product as uncharacterized. Lineage: Eukaryota; Fungi; Ascomycota; Saccharomycetes; Saccharomycetales; Saccharomycetaceae. The coding region runs from base 1 to 486 and encodes 161 amino acids. The record is from RefSeq and is a predicted model, not a curated record. The transcript has a single exon. Gene Ontology annotation, molecular function: NADPH dehydrogenase activity; FMN binding.